This is a messenger RNA of Enhydra lutris kenyoni (northern sea otter), 1281 nucleotides long. RefSeq names its product signal-regulatory protein beta-1-like. Gene Ontology annotation, cellular component: plasma membrane. Gene Ontology annotation, biological process: positive regulation of T cell activation; positive regulation of phagocytosis. NCBI's taxonomy places the organism in Eukaryota, Metazoa, Chordata, Mammalia, Carnivora, Mustelidae. The transcript has 6 exons. The record is from RefSeq and is a predicted model, not a curated record.
CCUCAGGCCUCCACAAUGUGGGCCCCUGCUUGUGGAACCCAGCCUCCUCCUCACUGGCUGCUGGUUCUGCUGUUGGGACUCACAGGUGCGGCUGGUGAGGCGAGGCUGCAGGUGAUCCAGCCUGACAAGUCAGUGUCUGUCAUAGCUGGACAGACAGCCACUCUGUACUGCACCAUGACCUCCCUGUUCCCCCCAGUGAUGGUUCAGUGGUUCAGGGGGACAGGGCCAGGCCGGGAGUUAAUCUUCAGUUUCAAAGGAGGACACUUCCCCCGAGUAACAAAUGCUUCAGACACCACAAGGAGAAACAACACAGACUUUUCCAUCUGUAUCACUAACAUCACCCCAGCAGACACCGGAACCUACUACUGUGUGAAGUUCCAGAAAGGGACCCCUGAUGUGGAGUUUAAGUCUGGACCAGGCACCCAGGUCACUGUGAGUGCCAAACCCUCUCCCCCCACCCCUGUGGUGUCAGGCCCCACGGCCAGGGCCUCGCCGGAGCAGACAGUGAAUUUCAUCUGCAAGUCCCACGGCUUCUCCCCCAGAAACAACACCCUGAGAUGGUUCAGAAACGGAAAUGAGCUGGCAGCCUCCCAGACCAGCGUGGACCCAGAAGGAAACAGAACUUCCUACAACAUCUCCAGCACAACCAGGCUGGUGCUGGCCCCGGGGGACGUUCGCUCCCAGGUCAUCUGGGAGGUGACCCAUGUGACCCUGCAGGGGGGCCCUCCUCUUCGUGGGAUUGCCAACCUGUCUGAGGUCCUCCGAAUUCCGCCCACCAUGGAGGUUUCCCAGCAGCCCCUGUCACGGGACCAGGUGAAGGUCACUUGCCAAGUGAAGAAGUUCUACCCCCAGCACCUCCAGCUGACCUGGUUGGAGAAUGGCAACGUGUCCUGAACAGAAAUGGCCUCAAGGGCCUCAAACCUCGUAGAGAACAAGGAUGGGACCUUUAACUGGACGAGCUGGCUCCUGGUGAACUCAUCUGCCCACAGGGAAGAUGUGGUGUUCACCUGCCUGGUGCAGCAUGACGGGCAGCCCGCAGUCACCAGAAACCAUACCCUUGUGGCCUCUGCACACCAGAAGGACCAGGAAACCCAUAAAACCCAGGAGUCAAGGCCAUCUACUCCAAUCCUGAUGGCUGUCACCCUGGGCCCGAAGCUGCUGCUGCUCAUCACUGUCUCUGCCAUCUAUGUCCACAAGAAGCGAGGGUCUGAUUGUAAGUUGUGGGUCAUGGAGGGCGGGCCAAGAGACCCACCUGCCCACAGUCCCUUCUGCUCCUUCUAA